GGCUACUGCGCGUUUUACUGCGCGUAAAGAAGAGCAGAUCUGCCUCUUACUGCGGUAUUUACCUUCUAGCGCCUUUACUCUGCCAUCCAGCACGGAGACAUGGACUCGGACCUGGUGGACAUGAUGAGAGAGGAGGAUAAGUGUGUAUCUGAGUGUGAGCUGAACGCGUCUGUGAGCAGUGAGGCAGAUCCGCGCAAUGUGCCGCCUGAGCGCAUGUCGCCUCUUCUGCCCGUUAUAACCGCCGUUUAUUUCGUAGUGUUCGUGGUGGGGCUGGUGGGGAACUGCCUCGUAAUGUAUGUCAUUAUCAGAUACACCAAAAUGAAGACAGCAACCAACAUCUACAUCUUCAACCUGGCUUUGGCUGAUGCUUUGAUUACCACCACAAUGCCUUUUCAGAGUGCAGACUACUUGUUGAACUCGUGGCCGUUUGGUGAAAUAGUGUGCAAAGUUUUCAUCUCCAUCGACUACUACAACAUGUUUACCAGCAUUUUCACACUAACCAUGAUGAGCGUGGACCGUUAUGUAGCUGUCUGCCAUCCUGUCAAGGCACUAGACUUCCGUACACCACUCAUGGCUAAGACCAUCAAUGUGGGCAUAUGGGUACUGUCCUCAGCAGCAGGAAUACCAGCGAUGGUGCUAGGAGGAACGCAGACUAAUAAUGGCACCACAGAGUGUGCCCUGCAGUUUCCUGACCCUUACGAAUACUGGGACACACUAAUGAAGAUAUGUGUGUUCGUCUUUGCUUUUGUUGCUCCCGUCCUCAUCAUUAGCAUCUGCUACUCUCUCAUGCUGCUUCGACUGCGUAGUGUCCGCUUGCUUUCUGGUUCAAGAGAGAAAGACCGCAACCUUCGCCGCAUCACUCGUUUGGUCCUAGUGGUUGUGGCAGCUUUUAUCAUUUGCUGGACCCCUAUUCAUAUCUUCAUUCUUCUGAAAGCUGUAGUGGCUAUUCCUGAGACCACACCACUAAUGGCUGCCUAUUUUCUGUGUGUUGCUCUUGGUUACACCAACAGCAGCCUCAACCCUAUUCUCUAUGCAUUUCUAGACGAGAAUUUUAAGAGGUGCUUUAAGGACUUCUGUUUGCCAGCAAGACGAAAGGGAGAUAGAGGGGUUGGAGGGAGCAGACUAGGGAGGAUUGCAUCCAGGCAGUCUCCCCAGGCUGCAGAGAGUGCCCCAAGGACAGCAAAGCCAGCAUGA
Tachysurus vachellii is the source of this 1194-nucleotide messenger RNA. Its product is annotated as delta-type opioid receptor-like. Gene Ontology annotation, biological process: neuropeptide signaling pathway; sensory perception of pain; G protein-coupled opioid receptor signaling pathway. The record is from RefSeq and is a predicted model, not a curated record. The coding region runs from base 100 to 1194 and encodes 364 amino acids. Gene Ontology annotation, molecular function: dynorphin receptor activity; neuropeptide binding. The transcript has 4 exons. Gene Ontology annotation, cellular component: neuron projection; membrane. NCBI's taxonomy places the organism in Eukaryota, Metazoa, Chordata, Actinopteri, Siluriformes, Bagridae.